AUGCCCCUCCGUCACGUUUUCCAUCCCCUCCCCAUCCACGGCGCCAACUUCGUUGCUUUCCCGUGCGUGGAUGACGCCGCCGCCGCUCCACUCGACGCCAUGGACAUCUGGUAUCAUAUACAUUCCUUAUUGCCACUGCGAGAUGCUGCUCGUGCUGCAUGCGUGUCUAGCACAUUUCUAUGUUCUUGGAGAUGUCGUCCCAACCUCAUCUUCUGUAAGAAAGCACUGGGAAUGAAUGGCAAUUGGAGGGAAAAUGUUAGGGAACUCAUCAACAAAGUUGAUCACAUUAUGAAAAACCACUCAGGCAUUGGCUUGAGGACAUUCGGGCUUCAAUCUUAUAAUUUGACUAGCAAAUGUGCCCGUGCGUUGCAACGGGAAGUGUACGGAAUCAACACCUGUUAUCUUGACCGUUGGCUCAAUAUUGCUAUUACACCAGCAAUUGAGGAACUCAGUCUUACGCAGUUUCCAGUGUACAAUGCAAAGUACUACAAUUUCCCUUCCUCAAUUUUAUUCAAUAGGGGUGGAAACUCGAUUAAGCAUAUUCAUCUUAGCUACUGUGCCUUCCGUCCUACUGGUGGACUUAAAUUCUUGCGAAGACUACAUCUGCGUGAAGUGCAUAUUACUGGGGACGAAUUAGAGUGCCUUCUUUCCAAUUCUUUUGCUUUAGAGCAGUUGACACUCAAACAUUGCAAAGAGCUCAACUACCUCAGGAUACCUUGCAAGCUACAACAGCUUAAGGACCUAGAAGUGUAUGAAUGCAAAGCAUUGCAAAUGAUGGAAGUUAAAGCUCCAAAUCUUUCAACCUUCUAUUAUGAUGGUAAUCUAGCACGACUAUCAGAUGGAGGUUUACUGGCAGUGAAGAAACUACACAUAUCAUCCUUUUAUCGGUAUAAUAAUGUUCAUUAUGCCAGUGCCAAUCUUUCAUCCAUUGUGCCAACUAUUGAAACUCUCAUAAUAUCUUCAUUUGGUGAGGAGGUCAAUACAGUAGUUGCACCUUUCAAAUUCCUCCACCUCAAGAGCUUGAUGAUUAAUCUUAUCGGAUUCAAUGGGGCCUUUUCCCCAGCUUAUGAUUAUCUUUCUCUAGCUUAUUUUAUUGACGUGUCUCCUGUCUUGGAGACUUUCACUUUGAUUGUAUCACAGAUUCGCAUGGAGCAUGAUGUGAUUUCUGAAGAUUCCUCACAUCUGAGGCAGAUGCCAAGAUCCAUCCAUGGCAACAUAAAGAAUGUGAAUAUCAUUGGCUUUUGCUCUGCAAAGAGCAUGAUCGAGUUAACUUGUCAUAUUCUUGAGAAUGCAACAUCACUUGAAUGUCUUACCCUAGACACAAUACAUGAUGAUUAUGUUCACCCUGAUAGAUUAUCUGUUCACGAAGUUGGUUUCUGUGGUUGUAUAGGUAGCCCUAUGAUCAUGGAAGCCGAAAACGCGCUCUUGGCUAUCAAAAGAUACAUUGUGGGGAAAGUCCCCUCCACAGUUAAGUUAGUUGUUCUGAAGCCCUGCGGCUGGUGCCAUGCUACUAAAGGUUUGGGAGUAAAAGAUCAUCGUGUUGCUUAAGCUCGAUGUGGCUUGUUUUACAUCUACCCGUUGUUUUUUUGUCUUGGAAUACUAUAGGGGUCAUGCUUUAUUUCUCAAGUUGUCACAAGCGCUACUAUUCUGAUUUUUUUUUUAAAACAAGAGGCAUGGCCUCCCAUUUCCAUUAAUAGAAAUGA
Oryza sativa Japonica Group (Japanese rice) is the source of this 1703-nucleotide messenger RNA. RefSeq lists its product as uncharacterized. NCBI's taxonomy places the organism in Eukaryota, Viridiplantae, Streptophyta, Magnoliopsida, Poales, Poaceae. The record is from RefSeq and is a predicted model, not a curated record.